AUGGUCAUACACCUACAGAAUUGUGAGAGGCAACCAGAGGAAGUCUGUAGACACGCAGAGCAGCAAGCUGUUGACCAAGGCUGGAUUCAGCCAACUUCUGCAUUUAUGCAGCCAGUACAGGGUGCUCUUCCAUCAAGCCAAAAUCCAAUUAUUAGUGUUCCACCCUCAGUGGGCAAUCCAUCUUCUUCAUCACUGUCACCUGUUAUUGACCCAGCUCUUUUGUCUUCUGCUGGUUCUGGGACUCCCUACUCCCCUGCUCCUUUCCCUGGUAUGAGCCCUGUGCCAACAUUGGUACAGCUGCCCUCAACUGUUACAUCUCAUUCUGACACUCCAACAUUGGAGGUCCUACCUGUGCUCCCAGUCUUGAAACAUCAACGUGUUUCAUCACAGCAUCUUCCAUCUGGAACUCCUCCCCCAACUCCUGGGGUUAUGCAGUGGUCUUCUGCUCACCAGGAGCAUUUUGAGCAUCACAUGGCCAACAUCACUGCUUCCUGUGGUUUCCCUUUCAACUGGGUGGAGAAUCAAGCAGUUAGGGAUUUUCUGGAUGACCUCCUACCAUAUGCAUCCCAUCUCUCCAGUUACCAGCUGACAAAUCAUGUUAUACCUCAGCAGGUCAACUAUUAUCAACAGGCUGCUAAGGAUGCAAGUAAGGGGUGUCAGGGUACUUUGCAGACUGAUGGUUGGACUGGGAUAAACUUUCACCAUUUGGUUGCAUUCAUGAUCACUACAGCCCAUACUGUCAAGGUUAUGGAUGUCACUGCUGAGCACUUGAAGAUGCUUGUCAAGGAUGUGAUUAAGGAUGUUAGGGAGGAUUGGGGAGUGGAGAUAGUGGCAGUUACAUCAGAUGCAUCUGCUCCUGACUGCUAUGCCCAUCAGAUCAACCUUGUAGUUGGAGACUACUUCAAAGUUUCACAGGUCCAAACCUUCCUGACUACCACCAAGAAAGCCACUGAGCUUAUCACCUGGAUAAGAAGUAAAACACAGGUGCAGGCUAUACUGAGGGAUAUCCAGACCGGAGUCAAUCUUGUCGACCCUUCAGCUUCUCAUAAAAUUCUUGCAAGACAUGAAAGGGAGAGGGGAAUUGGAGGGAAUAAAUGUCAUAUUGUUGUUGGGGAUGCUGCAUCAUGUAGAAAGGCAGAAGAGAUGUUGGGGGUUAUUGAAGAUUCACUCUUCUGGCAUACUCUUGCCAAGCAACCACUGGCAUUGGCUGCAAAUUUCACACAAGCUACACAUUGUCAGUUGGAUGAGGUUUUAAUCAUGUUUGGCUUUUUGACAUUGAAGUAUGAGGAGUUAUUGGGAGCUUCAUCUGGAGAGGACACAGUCAUGGUCUCAGCAAUCAUAGACAGCUUGGAGAAAUGCUGGAGCAAGAGUGACCAAGAUGUGUUCAUUGCAGCUGUCAUCCUCAACCCCAUGUACAAGAUGAGGCCAUUUGCAAAAAUCCACAAAUUUACCCAUGCUGGCAUAUAUAUGCUGCUGAUCAAACUUUGGAAGUGUUUCUACUGUGGUGCUGAGCCUCCUGCCCAGCUUCAGCAAGAAAUGAUGGACUAUUUGCAAGGUAGUGGUGACUAUGAAGGAAUGGACACUUGGGUUCAAUCUACAGUUCAAAUAUCUAUCACCAAUCACCAACAUCCUGAUCCUAUCCAGAUGUAUGAGACAAUUCCUCCCUCCACUGUACAACCCCAGUCCACCCAGUCAGGUACUGACAGUUCUGAGGAGUCUUCCAGUGAUCCUGGGGAUCAAACCUUAUCCAGCUCAGGUGCUGAAAGUGGAGAGCCAGAAUCUUUUGCUGAAAUUGUGGAUGUCCUUGGCCAAUGGUCAGAUGCAGAUGAUGAGGGUGAUGUUGAUUUCACUUCUCCAUUUGAGAAGGAAACAAUCUCUUCACUCUUCAACUUUCAGGAAAAAAGCUGGGUGGAGAUGACAGAGAGAAUUGGUCUUAGGACCCUGGAUGAAGAAUUGGAGUUGUAUGAAUUAAUUGAACUUGAUGCAGAGGGUGAAGAUGAUGAGCAAGAAUUUGAUAGCAUGAUGAGCAAUACUGUGUAA
Molecule: messenger RNA, 2040 nt
Organism: Pisolithus orientalis
Lineage: Eukaryota; Fungi; Basidiomycota; Agaricomycetes; Boletales; Pisolithaceae
Exons: 9
Coding region: 1-2040 (679 amino acids)
Source: RefSeq, a predicted model, not a curated record